Dioscorea cayenensis subsp. rotundata (Guinea yam) is the source of this 2444-nucleotide messenger RNA. Its product is annotated as rust resistance kinase Lr10-like. The record is from RefSeq and is a predicted model, not a curated record. Gene Ontology annotation, molecular function: protein kinase activity; ATP binding. NCBI's taxonomy places the organism in Eukaryota, Viridiplantae, Streptophyta, Magnoliopsida, Dioscoreales, Dioscoreaceae. The coding region runs from base 489 to 1730 and encodes 413 amino acids. Gene Ontology annotation, biological process: protein phosphorylation. The transcript is spliced from 3 exons.
UAAAACAACUAAAUACAACAACAGAUACGCAACCAACACAGAGGAACACAACCAAAACAAACAACAUAAUAUAAUAUAUAGUCCACUAAACGUGGAGCAAAUAAGAAGAUAAAACAAAAUACAGACAUGUCCACUUCUAGAGAAGAGAGGAUGUUCUUAGGAGUCUCAAGGUGUAAGCACUAAGAGGUGCUAGCCAACACUACUCUUAACCAUCAGGGACUACUCAGCUCACCUCUCCUGGGGUCUGCAAACACUGCCUAUGCGUAUGUUGUGAAGGUCCAAGAAGGCUGCCCGGAAGAAAAGAAAAGUAUUGUUUAUAUUUAUUAUUUGGCAUCAAGUUGGCCCUACUCAACGCUCAACAACUUUAUCUUUCUUUGUCCUUAAUUGACUUCCCACCAAACAUUAAUUGUUAUGUACACAGAGAAAAGAAGUGCGAUUGUUGCAGAGAAGAACAAGAGGAAGAAAUAGUAAAAGAACCGCUAUUGAAAAUGUCAAAUACGCCGACCAACAGUACUCCCUCAGGCUCGGAUACGAGCAGCACGUCUGCUGGAGCAACAGCAGCUACCAUCGUAUCAACCAUAGUUGGUGGUAUUGUGAUCAUUGUUAUAGCUAUUGCAAUUAUCAGAUGCAUUCAGAAGAACAGAAUGCAAGCAAGGAACACAUCCGUGCAGACAACCAGUGAAUCCGCUGUGAAUGAGGAUUCAAACUUCGACAUGGUUACAAUCGAGCGGUUUCUAACAGAUAUAGUAAAAGAGAGGCCUGUCAGAUUUACUGCUCAGAAUAUUAUAGAUUUUACGCAAAACUUUGCACAGAAACUGGGUUCAGGAGGUUUUGGGAUAGUCUACAAAGGACAGUUCCCCAAUGGUGUACAGAUAGCGGUAAAAGUACUUCACAAAACUCAGGAUAAAAGAGCUGAAGAACAGUUCAUGGCAGAGAUAGGAACCAUAGGAAGAACAUACCACAUCAACCUUGUCCGGCUCUACGGAUUCUGCUUCGACAACUCUUUGAAAGCACUUGUUUAUGAGUACAUGGAGAAGGGAUCGCUGGACGGUUACUUGUUCGAUGAGAAUCAGAAGCUCAAAUGGGAAAAACUUCAUGCGAUUGCCAUUGGAACAGCCAAGGGGAUCAGAUACCUGCAUGAGGAGUGUCAGAAAAAGAUAGUGCAUUAUGAUAUAAAGCCGGGAAAUGUUCUUCUGGAUGCUAAUUUCUCUCCAAAAGUGGCUGAUUUCGGAUUGGCAAGGCUUUGUGAUAGAGAUAAUUCUCAUGUCACCGUGACAGGAGGCGGGGGAACUCCUGGCUAUGCAGCACCAGAGCUCUGGAUGCCAUAUCCGGUGACUCACAAGUGCGAUGUUUACAGCUAUGGAAUGCUCUUGUUUGAGAUACUGGGAAGGAGACGGAAUCUCAUUCUUGGCCAGGCAGAGAGCCAAGAAUGGUUUCCGAGAUGGAUAUGGGACAAGUUUGAAGGAGGAGAACUAGAAAGUGUCAUGUUAAACUGUGGAAUAGAACACAAUGACAGAGAUAAAGCAGAGAGGAUGUGCAAGGUGGCACUGUGGUGUGUUCAGUAUCAACCAGAUGCAAGACCUUCAAUGAACAGCGUUGUGAGGAUGUUGGAAGGAGAGGAAGAGAUCAUUGCACCAAAGAAUCCAUUCCCAUAUAUGAUGCCAUCUCAGUGGAGUGAAAGCAGAGGAGAUUCAGUUAGCACAGCAACAACAACAAAUGAAAGUGAAUAAAAUAGUCUGAUUUACCAAAAUCAGCAGUAAAACUGUAAAUUCAGGAAAUUCUUGUUCAUUUUGUUCAAAUUCCAUAAAUUCUAUAAACUCCAUCUCUCUUUCCAAACAGUGUUGGAUAUUUAUAAAAAAAAAAAAAAGUGUUGGAUAGUCCUCUAAGCAUCAGUCUCAACUGUCAAGAGAUGUUUCAUUGUGGAAUUUUAGACACCUAAAAGACUAAAAGUGUUAAUAUCUGAAGUGAUACAUCAAGGACGUGAACAAGUCUGCCGCUGCCACACAUCUUUGGCCAUGGCUUUACUCACAUUUGGGAAAUGGUAAGUAUAACAUCGUAAAUUCUCAAAGAUUAAUGUGCUCAGGGAGCUUCUCAGUGAAGAUGUUGGCAGGGGAGAUGGUGAACGAUUUGUGGAGAUAAGAAUACCUUUUUCAUGAAGAUUUCAUAGGUUGAUCAAGAAUGUCAGUGAAGUCAAGAAACUCCAAAUGUAUUAGAAUAAUGUACUUAACAUUCAUACAUUUCAUAAAAAUUGGAGGGAAUCACUGAGUAAAUGUGAAAUAAAUCCUGUUUUUUAGUGGCCAAUGGUAACACUUCUCAUUCAGUGAUGUCCCUACGUCCUACAAGCAAACGUCGUUGAGUAGUUGUAAAGAAGGUAUUAAUUGAACCGUGUGUAGAUGCACAAGAAAAUUCCAAAUCUGAAGAAGAGAGAUUUCCACAUCUCAAGG